Molecule: messenger RNA, 662 nt
Organism: Cuscuta campestris
Lineage: Eukaryota; Viridiplantae; Streptophyta; Magnoliopsida; Solanales; Convolvulaceae
Source: the annotation of a GenBank genome assembly
CAUUCCCAGAAAAUAAAAAUACACAUAAAAACUUGGAUGUUUUUUGGGAAGAUAAUCAAUGAUAUCCAAAGGGAGCAUAAUAAGACCACACAAAAUUCAAGAAAAAAAAAAAGAUAACAUAAACGAGAACAAAAAAAAGAACAUGUAAAUUGACGACGAAUGAACGAGUUCAAAUACAAUAGAAUACCCGACCCGACCCGAAAACUCAGGAAGCGGGGCACUGGAACCCUUCGGGGGGAAUCUUGCCACAGUCGUUGACCAGGACUUGGAGGGCAAUGGGCAGAAUUAUAUUAAUGUUCAAAAGCUUGGCUCUAAUGGUGGUGCAGAGGCAUAUUCCGGCGUCCACUCCGGCCAGCCCGUUCAGCGCCGGGCAACACGCGUCCUUUGCCCCGCCCUGCCCUAUUCCGAUGUGCACCAGCCCGCCCAGCAAGUCCACGCACGCGCCCAGCUUCAGCGCGUCUAUCGGGCACGUCGGCUGCUUCGCCGGCGGCGGACACGGCGGCUCUUGGACAGGUGGGUUUGGCAGAGUGUAGGGUGGCGUCACCACCGGCGGCAGCGGCGGCUUGACGGCCGGUGGAGUCGGUGGCGGAGUGAUGAUCACCGGCGGCGGCGGGUUUGGGGCCGCGUAGGGUGGCGUCACUGCUGGCGGCGGAGGGUUAACG